AGAAAAGAGAAGGGACUGGAAGAGGGAGGGGGUGAGAACGCGCGGGGGGAGGGAAUGGGAGCGCGCUUGGAGGAGCGCGCGCGCAAUACAGAAAAUGCAACCUCCCAAAAAUAAAGAGCAAAGAUUGCAUUCAGCAGCGAGCAGCAAUGCAGAAAUAGAUGGCAGUCUCGUGUCAGUGAGUUUGCAUCCCCCCCUUUCUUGGUCCAAGAGCUGGAGUCAGCAACAGAGCCCUGGAAGGCAAUUGCUUUUUACUACAAGUGGAGAAGUCCCCCCUUCUUUGGUGCCUGGCUGACGGCUUGCACUGUACACGUUUGGGAGCGUUUAUCCCUUCUCCCUGGUUGUUGAUGGGGCUCAUCUUUUUUUCGCUUCCUCCGCUGCUGUUCCUGCUUUGAUUUUCUCUCUCUCUGAAAGUGUGACUGCAAACAACAUAGGUAGAUAUAUAUAGCAAACAAAAGCAAAACAACAGAGAAAAAGGACAUCUGGAUUGAUUCCUCUUAAAGGUCUUUCCCCCUCCUUUCCUUUUUAAUGAACAGAACUAAAACCCCAUCACAAAAUUGCAAACACAAACCUAAAAGACAAGGGUCGGGGUUUGUUGUUUUUUUGCUCAGGAGCAGGAGCAACAGCAACAGCAACAGCAACAACAUGGAUGUGUUGGCUAGUUAUAGUAUAUUCCAGGAACUGCAGCUUGUCCACGACACCGGCUACUUCUCAGCUUUACCAUCCUUGGAAGAGAACUGGCAGCAGACAUGCCUUGAGCUGGAACGCUAUCUUCAGACAGAGCCCAGGAAGAUUUCAGAGAGCUUUGGUGAUGACUUGGACUGUUUUCUGCACACCUCCUCAACUCAAGGCACAGAAGACAGUAGCCAGAGGCUGGAUCCCCUCUUAUUACCAGUAGACAUGAGUCCUUGUGACAAAAAUUCCAAUAUGGAUGUUAUCGUCUCACGGGACAAACUAUUGUCUGAGACUUGCCUCAGCUUACAGCCUACCAGCUCCUCUACAGAGGGCUAUACUGCCGUUAACCAGGCCCAACUCAACGCAGUGACCUCACUAACUCCUCCUUCUUCGCCUGAGCUCAGCCGCCAUCUUGUAAAAACCUCACAAACUGUCUCUGCAGUGGAUGGCACAGUUACACUGAAGUUAGUGGCAAAGAAAACUGCUCUCAGCUCUAUAAAGGUUGGUGUGGUAACACCAGCUAGCACAACAAAGUGUGCACUCAGCGAUAGUGAGCAAGGAGGGGCAGGAGCUGAUACAUCCCCAGAAAACAAGAAGAGGGUUCAUCGCUGUCAAUUUAAUGGGUGUCGGAAGGUUUAUACAAAGAGCUCACACUUAAAAGCGCACCAGAGGACGCACACAGGUGAGAAGCCUUACAAGUGUUCAUGGGAAGGGUGUGAGUGGCGUUUUGCACGAAGCGAUGAGCUCACGCGGCACUACAGGAAACACACAGGGGCAAAACCCUUCAAGUGCAACCAUUGUGAAAGGUGUUUUUCAAGGUCUGAUCACCUUGCCCUCCAUAUGAAAAGACACAUCUAAAUAACAGAUCGCCCAGCAUGGCCCAGAUGCAAUUAGACCUUAGCAUCAUGGGGAGAAGAGUUGUCUGUCUCUUGCUGCCUUUCAGAAGAAGAGAAAUUGAUCACAUGUACAUUUCUGUACACACACCAUGCACUAAGUGUUGUCAUGCACCCAGCUAUACUUAAUUACAUAUGUCUGUUCUCUACACCUUGCUCAACUGGAAGGCAGAAGACACCCAAGAGGAAAUGGGUGCAGGAGAAGUUAGUAAGACACAAACAGUGCUUACAGCACUUCAGGACUCUUGGAUUUUUGUUCCCUGUUUAUUGCCAAUGGAAAUGAAAGCAAAUGGAAGAGGGUUCCCUGCAGGUGAACAGCAGUAAAAGAAGAAUAUGUACCCUGCUUCUCAAAUGCAAGUGGAUGGUGGGAGAGCAGGGCACAUGACUUUUGGAGUUGCAUAUUUGUAGCACUAACUUUUUCUUUUUAAAUAGAUUUUUGAGGGGAAACUAAUGACCUAGAAAAACCAAAUCCCAGUUUGGUAGCCAAAACGUUAAUGUCUUGGUUCCUUUCUGUUUUUAUUUUUGAGGCUUACUUAUGUACAACAUGCAUCAAGGCUCCUCAUGAACACUUUGAUCUGCUCCGAUUCUGGUUCUUCUUUAUAGGACUGAGCUAUCAAGAUCCGUUUAAGUCAAUACCAAUGGCCUUAAUUGGCAGUAGACUGUGCAGUGACACCUAGGACACGUCUACCACUUUUCUUGCUUGAACUGGUAUAGACUUUGUCAAGGAUUCUUUCUGUGUUUGCUUUGUUUUUUCCUGACAUUUUGAUAUUUUGUUAUUGCACAUCAUGUGCACUAGGGGACUGUGAAAACUGCUGAUGUGAUUUCACAGUGGUUGGCCAGCAAUGUCCCUGAGCAGCACCACAGUAUAUCUUUGGAGACAUCACCAUAUUGCCAUAGUUCAGACAUUCUAUUUAAUUGCCUAAUGAGAACUUGAAAAAAAGAGCUUGUUUGGAAGCUUUGAAACUUUUCUCCAUGUUCAUCAGAAUUCAUUUACUCACCUGGAUAUCUGUCUUGGAUUCUAUCACUCAAGCAUGAUUUCAGGUUUUCCUUCUACACCAUGGGGGGAGGGGGCAUGCUUGUUGCAACCCACAGCGAUUGGUUAGCAACUCUGUUUGCUUGUUCUUGCUAGCCCUUUUACCCAGUCAAAUAUCUGGUUACUGAUUUGUAUGUCUGGCACCUGCAAAAGAUGUAGUUUGGGUUGAGCAGAUUUGUAGAAACAUUUCAUUGAUCAUCAUGAAUGGAAAAGUGAGGACCUCUUCAAAUUAAAAUAAAUCCCAUACAGCAUUUUGCUCUAAAGAGACCCACUUAGGUUCUCCUUUCCCAUUUUUCAAGGUGAUGCAACUUUCCCACUCUUCUAACAUGUUAAGUUUAAAUGAAAGGGAUUGGCUUUUUAGCGAGCACUGGCUUCCUUUCCAGUGGUGAGUUGAAGCAAAAAUAACAAACAGAUAAUGCAUGGGUCUACUCUGACCAAUGGUUGUACCAUUUAGCAACCAAUGGAAGCAUCAAGCUCAUGUUUUGAAUCUUGUAGAUAAUUUCAUGGUUGUGGCUCAGAGUGAAUUUCCCUGUACUUUACAAACAUGCAAAAUAUUCUAUAUAUCCAUAAUGUCUACUUCUAGUUAGUUUGAGCAGGCAAUGAUUCAAAAAGCUGCCUUUUCAAACUAUCUCUUGUGCAGGUGGAGAGUUAUUCAUUGGGAACAGUUCGGGAAUAGUAUAGUUAAUAAUGUGGGACCAUUUCUGCAAGAUGUGCCGAGAAAUGAAAUGGCACAUGUGAUUCUCCCUUGGUUGCUGCUCUUCCACUCUUUAAACUAGCUCACUGCCUUCCUUUUUGACUGUUUCUUGACUUGCUGACUGUUCACUAAUUUCCUAAUUUAUGCUUAGGAUGCAAAAAUGUUAAAAUCCUUUUUUUAUACAGAAUAUCUAAAAUUGUAUAAUGUAAGUACAGACACAGGGAUUCUUAGCACUUGGCCUUUGGGGCUUUCUUUCCAUCUGUGAUUUCACCAAACUACCAGGUUUUCAAGUAAUACUCUCUUUGGAUCAGAGUUCUUCUGCACACUGUGACUGUCAGUGGCCACUUGUGUUGCAAAAACAAGGCCUGGCCCUUAAUGUUGGGAUGUGAAAUGGACCAAAAUCUAACAAUCUCUUUGAGGGCAAUGAACGUUAGCAUUUAAGAAUGAGGAAGAGAUCUAAGUUUUAUUCCAAAGAUUUAUGGUUAAUCAUGAUUUAGAAAAUAUUGGAGCACUGCUUGCUGACAAUCUUGUAGUUCUCUAUAUCUGUGUUUGCAUAUUUUCUAUUCCACCCAGGGGUUCAGUGGGCAUUUUGAGAGCCCUGUAGCUCGGUAUUUGACUAUUGUAUGGCAGUUUUAGAAUAUCAGCUGAGGUGAAUGAUGGAACAUCCAGAGUGUGUGCUAGCUGAAAAAUCUAUACUGUCAGAGAAAUUCUUCGUGUAGCAUCCUACAUAAUGUGCAUACAUAUAUGUCAUCACAGUAAUCAUUGGGUAUCAGUAUCCAUGAAUGUCAUCACCUGAAAUGUUGAAUCAUAUUGUCUCUAGAAUUCUUAGAGAUUCAGAGUUGAUGACUAAUUUAAUAUAAAUCUGUAUUUUAAAUAAUUAAAUGUGGGUGGCAGUGGGAAACUUAAGAACAAUGUUGAUUUACUUCCCAUUGUCAUUUGUGGUCUUGCUAAUAUCUCUACUUCAGAAUGUGAAAUCUUCAAUACAAUUCAUAUUGCUGGAGAGCAAUGUGAUUUUUUAAAUCUAGGCAAGUCAUAGCAAUAUAUAUAUAUAUAUAUAUAUUUGCUUUGCUCAUAAUUAUUCAAAGUAGACCAGAAUGAUUAUCAUCAUUUCAGAAGUACAAUAUCUGAAGUGUCAAAUUGGAAACCUCUCUAAUGGCUUUCCAACAUUAGUGGGCUGAUGAAGCACACUCACUUGAGAGUAAGGUCUGUUAAAACAAAUGGGACUUUCUUCUGAGUAAAUGUGUAAAGGGUCCAUCUACAACCAGCCCGGUGGUGAGCAAGGAAGUAAGAAGCCACUGCUACUUAGUAGCGAUUGAGAAGAAGAGGGAACCCAGUAAUUUUAAUGGCAAGCAUUGCAAGGUGGAGAAGGAGAUGACUAGGUUCCAGCCAUACAGCUGUUAACUGGCAAGCUGCAUCAGCAUGGCCCAUGGUAUCUGUGGCCCAAAGCUACAGCAAACCUGUAAGAAAGCUGUACCCUAUGCCUUUACCACCACUUUGCAGCAACCACUAUGAAGGCUGCCUAGUCCCCCCUCACCUUGGUCAUCACUAAGCUGUGGCAGCCUCUUACUUCCCAGGGAACCAUCUCACCACUUGUCACUGAAAGGAUUGGUCCUAAUCCUACUAAGAAGUGAGUCAGUGGGAUUUAACUUCUGAAUAAGCAUGCUUAGGAUCGCAUUGGGAGAUGUGCACAAAAAUGGUCCCCCGGUUUUGAGAUUUUGGCUUGACCUCUUGUGGGAGAAAAAUCAUGCCUGAUGGUUGUGCCAUAACGACAAUGAAUCAUGCUUUUUAGGGGUUUCAUUUUUCAUAUUACAAAUCCUGAAGAAACUGAAAUGGAGAGUUUGUAAAUAUUUCAAGAACUUAAUUUCAUCCCUUGUCCCAUCUCAUCUUAGCUUCGCUAUCCUGUACAUGUUGGAGGUUUAUUUUUUUAAGGAUAAAUUUUUCUUACUUUAUAGCAGUGAUAGUCCUGGUGCUGAUCUUUAUGCAGUACUUUCAACAGGAAGAGAGCUGGACAGCACCUCAUCUCCAAAACCAGCACAAGGAAGCACGGAAGGGCCCAGGUGGCUGUAUGGCUGAUGACCUUCCAGUUGGCCUUCCCUGUCUGAAUCACACUUGUAGAGAAAGGCACAUUGGUAAGAAGCAGCAAGUGCAACCCAGUGGUGAUGGUGAGGCAACAUUAUUGUUGCUUUUGCAGGAAAGAUGUUCUGCAUCCUAUUUCUUAGUGCACCAGUAUGCAAGAUUGCAUUAUCUGUGGAUUGAAUGGCAUUUUCUUAAGCCAUACUGGUAGUCUCUGAUGGAUCCCAUGUUAAAAUUGACUUGAAAGAAAACUUUUUUUCCUCCCAGCAUUCAGUGGGUACAAUGAGGAUCUUGAUUUUCAUUACGAGAUUUUAUAUCUACUUUUUCUGAUUGUUUUUUCUGAAUAAAAUGAUCCCAUCUUAUUAUCUCAUGUUUUUGUACUAAUGUUCUUGUCAGUGUUUGUAAUGAUUUCAUUGGAAACUGCAAGAUUUGGCCCCAGAUAUUCUUUACCGAGGUGAAUCUGGCUUUUUCUUUUUCUUCUUUAAAAAAUGGGACAAGAGCAAUGUUUCACCCCCCCCCCCAAUAAACCAAUGUGGGUGGAAGAUGGAACAUAUCAAGAAUAUACCUGUUGUGAUUUCAGAAGCAGAUGGUUGCGUUGUAUUUUCUUCAUGUUUUUUAGUUAGAAAUUUAAGAUUGGCCUACUCAUUUUUUAAAAAAACACGUUUGACCUUUCUGAUUGGGUAUGCUGCUAGACUCUACACUCUCUUGCUCUGUGUGUGCACAUGCGUGUGCACAUGCGUGUGCACAUGCGUGUGCUGGAGCGCCUAAGCUAAACAUAUUCCUACACAGGCAAAACUGAACUCCCAGCUAUUUCUGUUGUAAUAACCAACAGUGCCUCUUUCUGUCUGGUUUGGUGAGGGUACUAAAUACCACCAGUGGGUUACGGAAAGGUUUUGCCUGUGCUGCACAUAUGGUUUAGCUGUGUACUAAUGAGUGAAUAGACUACAAACUAGGGAGCAAAAGUGAGUUACUGGAGUACUCUUGUGAAAUCACAUGGUGAGAGGUAACCUUUAUAUAUAUAUUGGUCUGUAGUGGGCAAAAAUCAACUAUCAACACAGUUCUACAGAACAUCAGAUCUAUUUUUAAUCUUAUGUGACUGUUACCUGGAUAAAUGAAUCUGUGUGGUGUAUAUGGUUGUAAGGUCCAUCUGGAAGGACAUACCUGGGAGUUUAAAUUUUUUACAUUUCUGUAACUUAGUGCUUUUAUUUAACACGUAGUUGUUCCUCUGUUAUGGCCUGUGGCCAAAACAAAUAAAUGGUUCCCCGGAAGGCUGAUUGGCCAUACAAUUUAA
Rhineura floridana is the source of this 6656-nucleotide messenger RNA. It is a transcript of the gene KLF7, whose product is annotated as KLF transcription factor 7. The record is from RefSeq and is a predicted model, not a curated record. The transcript is spliced from 4 exons. Bases 526 to 1530 code for a protein of 334 amino acids. Gene Ontology annotation, biological process: regulation of transcription by RNA polymerase II. Gene Ontology annotation, molecular function: RNA polymerase II cis-regulatory region sequence-specific DNA binding; DNA-binding transcription factor activity, RNA polymerase II-specific. NCBI's taxonomy places the organism in Eukaryota, Metazoa, Chordata, Lepidosauria, Squamata, Rhineuridae.